Molecule: messenger RNA, 817 nt
Organism: Mus pahari (shrew mouse)
Lineage: Eukaryota; Metazoa; Chordata; Mammalia; Rodentia; Muridae
Gene: Lbx2
Product: ladybird homeobox 2
Exons: 2
Coding region: 60-647 (195 amino acids)
Molecular function (GO): DNA binding
Source: RefSeq, a predicted model, not a curated record
CCUAGGAGGUCGUGUAGCCAAGCGCAACGGGAGGCGGGAUCGCUACAACCCCGCUUGCCAUGAGCUCUGGACAUCAGCGCAGGACACCCUUUAGCAUCGCAGACAUCCUAGGUCCGAGCAUGGUACCCGGAGCACCUUCUGCACCGCAGCUUCCCGAGGCCGGCCCUGAUCCCGCGUCACCACUGUGUGCGCUGGAGGAGCUAGCAAGUAAAACUUUCUUGGGCCAUUCCCCGCGAGCUCCACAGCCUUCUGAAGGCAGAGCAGCCCCGGAGGCGCUACCGCCGGGGUCUGGCGCUGGUGUCCGGAGACGCCGCAAGUCUCGUACAGCGUUCACUGCACAGCAGGUGCUGGAGCUGGAGCGGCGAUUCAUCUUCCAGAAGUACUUGGCACCGUCAGAGCGCGACGGACUGGCUGCGCGACUGGGCCUAGCUAAUGCGCAAGUGGUCACUUGGUUCCAGAACCGUCGCGCCAAGCUCAAGCGGGAUGUGGAGGAGAUGCGCGCGGACGUGGCCUCCCUAUGCGGGUUGUCCCCGGGAGUCCUGUGCUACCCAGCACUGCCAGACAGCACUUUAAGCCCUGACCCUGGCCCUUCAGGGCCCGAUUCUGAGCCCAAUUUAUCAGAUGAAGAGAUACAGGUGGACGAUUGAAAGUGAAGCUGCUGCCAGCCCUGGAUUCUAGGGCCCUGGACCCCUGCUAGAGGCCUUGUCUGGGUUCCCGGGUGGAGGGUAGACACCCAUUUAGCUCUGUUCUGUCCCUUACUCCACACUCCUACUUUUCUUACUCGUUAAAGAAUAAAGCUGCCACUCUGCUGCUGCAA